Drosophila gunungcola (fruit fly) is the source of this 2099-nucleotide messenger RNA. RefSeq names its product choline-phosphate cytidylyltransferase A (gene Pcyt2). The transcript has 3 exons. Gene Ontology annotation, molecular function: choline-phosphate cytidylyltransferase activity; phosphatidylcholine binding. NCBI's taxonomy places the organism in Eukaryota, Metazoa, Arthropoda, Insecta, Diptera, Drosophilidae. Gene Ontology annotation, biological process: CDP-choline pathway. The record is from RefSeq and is a predicted model, not a curated record. The coding region runs from base 529 to 1677 and encodes 382 amino acids.
GUUCGCCUUGAUUGGACACCCAUUCCCUCGCAAUUAGUCUUCCAUUCACCGGCUGGAAGCGGUUCACUGAUUUAUUUAAUAUCGCUGCUGCGGUUAUAUAUAGAUGCAUAUGCCCAUCCAUCGCCAUCGCCUGAUCGGAUCGGCGGACCCGUGCCAAGUCAGGCGACUCGUUGCCGCUUCCUAUUUGUUUGCGCCUCAAUUUGAGGCAAUUGAAAAUGAGCAAUGAAUCCGGGCCUGAGACUGCGACCAAGUCGUGUGCCUCGCCAGCCUCCGGACUCAAUUGUAUUGAUUCGCCACCAGUUGCCGCCAAUUUAUUCUGAUCGCCGCUAGUGCGCAUUUAGCGGACAUCUCUCCCUUAGAUUUUCAGACUUAGACUCAGACUCGAUCCUCGACAGAGUAGGUCUAGCGUUCUAUGCCGGCACCGUCUCAAUUUAUAUUUUCAGUUGUCCGGAUAAAAACCCGUCGAGCGGACCACUUGUGUUGUACUUAAAGACGUGAAUAUAUAAAUAUAUUUUUUUUUUGUAAGAAAUGGACAAAAUGCCCGAGGAGGACGAGGUAUCCCCAGUGUCGACGGCUCCUGCAACGCCCACAACUCCGCUCGAGUUUAAGAUGCUGCCGCUUUUUAUGGAUUUUGAGGAUUUCAAUAUUUGCCAGCCAGCUCCGUUUUCAUACGAUGACAAGGCCAUGUUGGAGCUGGAGAGGAUUGACUACACGCAGAGGAUCACCUAUCAGAUGGCCAGGGCUGGGAAAACGACUCGUAGGGUGCGGGUGUAUGCCGAUGGCAUCUACGAUCUGUUCCACCAGGGCCAUGCCCGCCAAUUAAUGCAGGCCAAGAACAUUUUUCCCAACGUAUACCUCAUCGUGGGCGUGUGCAAUGAUGAACUGACCCUCCGGAUGAAGGGACGCACCGUGAUGAACGGAUUCGAGCGGUACGAGGCGGUGCGCCACUGUCGCUAUGUGGAUGAGAUCGUACCGAAUGCUCCUUGGACGCUGAAUGAUGAAUUCCUUAAUGAGCACAAGAUAGAUUUUGUGGCCCACGACGACAUACCCUAUGGAGCUGGCGGAGUCGACGACAUAUAUGCUCCUCUCAAGGCGCGUGGCAUGUUCGUGGCCACGGAGCGCACAGAGGGUGUGUCCACCUCGGACAUUGUGGCCAGGAUCGUGAAGGAUUACGAUGUAUAUGUGCGCAGAAACUUGGCAAGAGGUUACUCCGCCAAGGAACUCAACGUCUCGUUUCUCUCCGAGAAGAAAUUCCGUCUGCAAAACAAGAUGGAUGAGUUGAAGACUCGUGGAAAGCGAGAGUUUACUAAAGUCAAGGUGGACAUCAUUACCAAGUGGGAGGAGAAGUCGCGCGAGUUUAUCGAUGCUUUCCUGCUGCUUUUCGGCAGGGAGCGGCUCAACAGCUUGUGGAACGAGUCCAAGGGAAGGAUCAUCCAGGCCCUCAGUCCGCCGGGCAGUCCGAAUGGCUCCAUCAACGGUGACGAUCCAGAUACAACAGAAGGCGGCGAUUCCGAGGAUGAGUACAUGGAGCUGCCGCCGGAAUAUGGAGCUGGAAAUGUGGGCUCCCGUACCGAAAAACAGAGGAACUCUCAGAAACACUGCCGUGGCCAGAUAAAUUCUUCUUCAAACGCCUACGAUGAAGAUGAGGAUUCUCAGUACAUGCAACGCAGUGAUUGACGGCAGAUUCGGCUAGCCUAUAAAUUUUCCUCUUUAUACCCUCUAAUGUAAAUUAAUUUGUUUUUAAUUUGUUGAAAAAACGUAAUGACACUUAAUUUUUACCCUUCUACGGGGGGUUACACAACAUAUACGCGAAAAACUAUCAUGGGUUAUUUGAAUGUCAUUUUACACGCUUUUCAAUUCUUCAAUUUCUUAACCAACAAAGGAAAGUUUAGUGUUUUGCUUGCUGCCUUUAUUGGAUUACCAUUAAUUAGUUAUGCAUAUGGAUAUUGUGAAUAUAAGUUGGUAUAAAUUAUAGAUUAGCUUAAUGAUUUUUCAAAUCAUCUUCAAUGAAAAAACAAUCGUGUUUUUGUUAUUUGAAAUAACGUUGAAAUAUUCGCAUCAAACAAAAAAUACAAAAUACAAUAAAUCUUCAUAAGUGA